CUCCUCUCAUCAUCUCUUUACUUUCCCCUAAAUCUGAAACCCUAGUUCUCAAACUCGCCAUGGAUUCCGUCGAAUUGAAUCCUCCUUCGCACACCCUAGACCAACCUCCUCCUCCUCCUCCCUCCGAACCCUUAGAUUCAUCCAACGGAGACAACACAUCUCCCCUCGCUCCGGAUCAGAUUCCAGCUCCCGAAGCUCCCAACGGCUCUUCCAACGGAAACGACAAGAAUCAAACCGAUGAUACCACAACCCGAAGGAAGCGUCGGAGCAGGUGGGAUCCUCCACCUUCCGAGUCGGUCACGAGCGCCGAAGGCGGCGAUUCCGGUACCGGGACAAGGAAGCGUAAGUCAAGAUGGGCUGACGACGAGCCGAAACCGAUUCACCUACCCGAUUUCAUCAAGGAGAUCACUGGAGGUAUCGAGUACGAUCCCGAGAUUCAGGUUUUGAACAGUAGGUUGCUCGAUAUCAGUAGGUUGCUUCAGUCCGGUAUGGCUUUGGACGAUAGACCCGAAGGACAGAGGUCUCCUUCGCCGGAGCCUGUGUAUGAUAACAUGGGGAUUAGGAUUAACACUAGGGAGUAUAGAGCUAGGGAGAGGUUGAAUAGAGAGAGGCAAGAGAUUAUAUCUCAGAUUAUUAAAAAGAAUCCUGCUUUUAAACCUCCCGCGGAUUAUAGGCCUCCUAAGCUUCAGAAGAAGCUGUUCAUUCCGAUGAAGGAUUAUCCUGGUUAUAAUUUUAUUGGUCUUAUUAUUGGUCCGAGGGGGAAUACUCAGAAGAGGAUGGAGAGGGAGACUGGUGCUAAGAUUGUGAUUAGGGGUAAAGGGUCUAUGAAAGAAGGGAGGCUGCAGAAGAAGGAUAUGAAGUAUGAUCCUGCUGAAAAUGAGGAUUUGCAUGUUUUAGUUGAGGCUGAGACUCAGGAGGCUCUUGAAGCUGCUGCGGGUAUGGUUGAGAAGCUUCUGCAGCCUGUUGAUGAGGUGUUGAAUGAACAUAAGAGGCAGCAGUUGAGGGAGCUUGCUACCUUGAAUGGGACUAUAAGGGAUGAGGAAUUUUGUAGGCUGUGUGGUGAGCCUGGACAUAGGCAAUUCGCUUGUCCAUCUCGUUUGAAUACGUUUAAAAGUGAUGUGCUUUGUAAGAUUUGUGGUGAUGGUGGACAUCCUACUAUUGAUUGCCCCGUGAAGGAUACUAAUGGGAAGAAAAUGGAUGAUGAAUAUCAGAACUUCUUGGCGGAGUUAGGAGGAACUCUCCCUGAAUCUUCUCUCAAACAAAGUGCUACCUUGGCUCUGGGACCGGGGAGUUCGGGAAGUAAUCCUCCAUGGGCUAACAGUGGGGGCAGUGGGCCAAGUGCGCAUCCUGGCUUAGGGUCAAAUCCAGCGAAACCCUCGAAAGAAUAUGAUGAAAAAAAUCUGUACAUUGGGUUCUUACCUACGAUGCUUGAGGACGAUGGUUUGAUUAAUCUUUUUUCACCCUUUGGUGAAAUUGUGAUGGCAAAGGUAAUCAAGGACCAUAUUUCUGGUCUGAGCAGAGGCUAUGGUUUUGUGAAGUACGCAGAUGUUCAGAUGGCCAAUGCGGCUAUACAGGCAAUGAAUGGUUAUCGGUUAGAAGGUAAAACACUUGCUGUCAGGAUUGCUGGUAAACCGGCACCGCCUCCUGGGCCCCCGGCACCUCUGCCACCUACUCAGUCUUAUCCUCCUCCAAACCAGCCGUCUGGUGCCUAUCCGUCACAACCAUAUGGCGCUGGCGGGCAAAUGCCACCUACUCCUUGGGGUCCUCCUGCUCCUUCCUAUUCUCCAUAUGCUCCUCCGCCACCUCCUGGUUCUUACCAUCCUGUCCCUGGUCAACAUAUGUCUCCCUAUGGAAUGCACUACCCACCACCACCACCUCCUCCUCAUGUGACACAAGCUCCUCCACCUGGCACUACUGCUAGUGAAAGCCAGCAAAGCUUCCCGCCAGGAGUAGUACAAGCUGACAGUGGUACUCCUCCUUCAUCUGGGCCACCAAAUGUCUAUGGUAGUUCGCUUUCUUGUUUACCUGGACAGCCUCCAUAUAUGAGUUAUCCAUCUUAUUACACUGCUGUUCCACCUCCACCUCCUCCUCCAGUGCCGACGUCUUCCGCUGAUCAUUCCCAAAGCAUGAGCAACAUGCCAUGGGCCAGCAAUCCUCCUGUGUCGUCAUCUGAUCACUCGCAGGGUCUUGGCAAUGCACCUUGGGCACCUAAUCCACCUAUGCCACCUUCUGUUGGAUAUUCCCAGAGCAUGGGGAACGCACCAUGGGCUCCUAAGCCUCCAGUACAGCCACCUGCAGAGAAUCCAUCCGCUGUUGGAGAUUCUGAGUACGAGAAGUUCAUGGCUGAGAUGAAGUAGCAUGUGGUGUUCUAAGGAUAAACUCCUUAGUGGAGAGGUGUGAUGUUUCUUGGAGCUGUUGUACCCUGUUUUCUUACAUCUUUCUUGUUGGAAGUUUGGGACUCACAUCUUAACCACUUGCUAUGCUGUUGUGAAAUAUGCAGAGAUCCAGGCUGGAAGGAAGCUCUCAGUUCAUACUGUUGCGCUUCAGAAAGACCAUAAUAUAUUUUAUUCAUGUUUACUGAUAAUAAUUUGUUUUCUGUACCUUUUCAGUUUGGGAUUUGAAACUUUUGGUGGUAUUGGUGUCGACAUUGCAUAUCAUAUCUAGUUCCUGAUACAUCUUUUGGAUCAUUAAACUUUUUUUAUAAGUUGGGUGCAGACCAUUAUGUUUUAAGUGUGUGCUUACUUACGUUAACAAUUUUGGUAAGUGGUGUGAUGUGCUGAAACUAGGGGAUAUUGGCAAGGAACAUAUUCGUAUGGAGGAAGUUGCGCAUCUGCUUUGUUCAUUUUUGUUGCCAUUGGCAGAUGGGAAACCUCUGUCCGAGCUAACGGAGUUACCGUAUCUUGUGUUAAGUAAAGGCAUUGUUUCGGAAGAAUAUAUAUAACAUCUCUUUAGAGAAAACAAGAAAUUUUCUGAUAUCUAGUUAUUAUUAUUUCAAACACUGCUCUCGCAUAGAAGAAUAAAAACAAAUCUAGAUUGGCU
Messenger RNA from Eruca vesicaria subsp. sativa (arugula), 3039 nucleotides. NCBI's taxonomy places the organism in Eukaryota, Viridiplantae, Streptophyta, Magnoliopsida, Brassicales, Brassicaceae. The record is from the annotation of a GenBank genome assembly.